AUGACGCAUAUUAAUAACAAAUUUGGGGCGAACCUUCUCCGAGCGCCAUUAACACAUCUCAAGGUUGCCAUUGCCCGUCGCUCGUACCCCGUGCCGUCGGGCAUCUUGGCGCUCGAGUGCCCGCGUCUGCCCACCCUGCUCGCCGAGCACGCGUCGGGUGACGCUGAGCCUCGUCGUCAGCAUGACGGUACCUUUGUGAGGAUCCCCUUCUUCCUGUUGCUCAAGACGUGCUGUGCGCAGCGGCACGAUCUGGGUAUGGCCAUCGAGCACUGCAGCUCUGUUGGCAUCUUCAUAUCCGACCAGUCGAGCGACCGCACUAAGAGCUACAAGACGCGUGUUGAAGGCAGCGAUAUGUGCGCGCUCAUCAACGCUUCCCCCUACGCUACGUCGAACGCCACCGCCCCGACCGUCGUCGAGACGUACGACGAGAACGCGAACGGGCCGUACCUGCGCUUCCUGGGCUUUGAAUCGCCAUCGUGA
Phytophthora sojae is the source of this 480-nucleotide messenger RNA. RefSeq lists its product as hypothetical. The record is from RefSeq and is a predicted model, not a curated record. The transcript has 3 exons. Lineage: Eukaryota; Oomycota; Peronosporomycetes; Peronosporales; Peronosporaceae. Bases 1 to 480 code for a protein of 159 amino acids.